GUUGAGAUAUUUUGAUUGGGGCUUUGGCUUUCAAAAUGAAAAAUCGAUGGGCCGACUAGGCAAGAUGGAGCGUUUCCCUCCGGCCAAUAUUUCCGAGCGGUUCGGUUCGGUUCGGUCCUAGAAAUGUAUGAGCCGACCGAACCAAUUCACAGUGUUGUUCCCUUCCCAGAGGAUUCAAGCUUACAAAACUCGACCUUCUUUGGUUCUUGUGAGGAAUAGAACGAAACCAUCAUCGUUUUCAUCGAGGGCAAGGGCAAUCUACUCCCUCUCCGCAUUGCCAAGAUUUCCUUAAUAUUAAGUUUCUCCAUUUCAACGAGCUUUGGGCUCAACAAUUUCUGAAACUGCGAGGAGGGGGGUCGAUUAUUGAUCCAUAGCUCCUCCCAAGUAUUGCAAGUUUGAAGCACUCAGAGAAGCAGCAAGGGCAAUUUAUGGCUUAUUCUCGUGGACACGACUUCUUGUUUUGCAACUUGUGUGGGACUAUGCUAUCUUUCAGCUCAACGAAAUAUGUUGAGUGUCCUUUGUGCAAGUCCAGGCGUAGUGCAAAAGAGAUCAUCGGUAGAGAAAUAAGUUACACAGUUACUGCUGAGGAAAUUAGAAAGCAGUUGGGGAUUUCAUUAAUUGAUGAAGAGAAAGUGCAGCUAUCAAAGGAAAGGAGGAGAUGUGAAAAAUGUGGGAAUGAUGAAGCUUGGUUUGAGAGCAGACAGAUGAGAUCGGCUGAUGAAGGGCAGACCACCUUUUAUACCUGCACCAAGUGCCAUCAUCAGACCAGAGAGAAUUGAUCCUUCUAUGUUUUAUGAUAAUCAUCAUCUAUGAAAUGAUUAGGAUAGCUCCGAUGUAGUCUCGUCUUUUAAGUACGACAAAUAUAGGUUACGGAGAUUUGAAAGUCCAACCUCAAAGGGAAGGAGUACAUGUCAUUUUUGUGUUAGCAUUCUAAUGUCUCAAACAUUAAUUUGAUCAAUUAUGCUCUUAAGUAAACAUCAUUAUACUGUCAACCCACCAUUACUACUUUAAUAUUAGAAAGUUGUGGAGUUCAUUCUUUAAA
This is a messenger RNA of Momordica charantia (bitter melon), 1042 nucleotides long. RefSeq lists its product as uncharacterized. The record is from RefSeq and is a predicted model, not a curated record. Gene Ontology annotation, cellular component: RNA polymerase I complex. Gene Ontology annotation, biological process: termination of RNA polymerase I transcription; DNA-templated transcription. Lineage: Eukaryota; Viridiplantae; Streptophyta; Magnoliopsida; Cucurbitales; Cucurbitaceae. Gene Ontology annotation, molecular function: nucleic acid binding; zinc ion binding.